This is a messenger RNA of Blepharisma stoltei, 1293 nucleotides long. Lineage: Eukaryota; Ciliophora; Heterotrichea; Heterotrichida; Blepharismidae. The record is from the annotation of a GenBank genome assembly.
AUGCCUGCAAAUUGGUUGUCAAUCAAGCCACUCUUUGGGAUCUCACUUGGCGUCGGACUUGGUAUUGUAGGCUUGAGUUUCUUAUUAAGAGAAAAGCCUAAGCACACUCACGAGACUUCUGUAUCAAAGACACUGCUACUUUCAAUACUAAAAGAAUUGAAUAGAGAAAUGACAGCAUUAGCCAUCUCCCUAGCUACUACGGCCGCCCAGAUUCGAGAAGUAUUAAGUUCAAAUUAUUCAGAAAAAAUAAUCACUGAAAUGAUAGAGAAAAGCAGUAAGUUAUAAUCAGCUUCUUUUUCUAAGCAAGUGGAGUCUAUUGAAAAAUAUGUAUUCCUUAAUAAUUUUAUAUAUAAAUUUUUUUUUUUUGUAGUGAUAUUUAGGUGGAUCAGUCAAAUAGAGUAUAUGAAAGAUUCAACACGAAUAAAAAGGUUGUAGAAAAAGCUUAUAAAAAAGAUUUUUAUAAUGACUCGUAAUUUUUAUGCAGCGAUGUCCAAGAUAUUUGCAUGAAAACCAAAAUUAUGAUCGAUGAUGCUUUUAAAGGAAUUAUUCCUAUAAUUGGGAAUCCAUUACCGGAUUUUGUAACAUCUGAAUUUGUGUUGAGUAUCAUGAGGGAAAUUUACAAUAAAACUACGAAAACAACACUGACACUUAUAAAAGAAGCCAAAGUAAAAGGAUUUUCUGUUAAUUUUAGCAAUAAAAGCUUCGUUGAAGUGACUCAAGAAAUCGAGAUUAGGACUGAGCUAGAUAAAAGAGAAAUUUUUGAAAAAUAUAGAUUGUUUAACUAUGAAGAUUCCCCAAGCUGUAUUAUCCACAAUGCUAUUAAAAAAUAUUCAAGGAAAUCAAAAGAAUUUAGGAGAGAACUAACUCCCCCCCUCCGUGAGUCAACAAAAACAUUAGAAAAAUACCUAUUUUUUGCCCAAAAACCCACCCUCCGUGAGUGAACAAAAAAUUUUUAAAUAGAAAAAUUUUUUAUGGAAAAAAUUUUGAUAUAUAAGUAAUAAUUUAGUAUAAUGAAAUCUAGAGCUAAUUCUGUUUAAUUUUAAACAAAUUGCUUCUUAAAACAUAAAUUUUAUAAAUUAAAUUAAUAUUUGCUUUCCAAUUUUUGCAAAUUAGGAUUUUUUUAAAUUUCGAAAAACAAAAAAAUUAACCCCCCUCCGUGAGUGAACAAAGUUUUUUGUUCACUCACGGAGGGGGGGAGUAAGUAAGAUUGAAAAUGCUUAUCAUAGCGUUAUCCAACAAAUAAUGCAUGACCAAGUUUCUAGGGAUGAAGAAAUGAGAAUUUUGAAUAGGUAA